Cooperia oncophora is the source of this 2106-nucleotide messenger RNA. Lineage: Eukaryota; Metazoa; Nematoda; Chromadorea; Rhabditida; Trichostrongylidae. The record is from the annotation of a GenBank genome assembly.
AUGUCACAACUAAUGGAGGAAGAACUACUCCGAUCGCCGAUCAGAGAAGAUGAUAUGAUUGACGAGCACGAAAGUAACGCCUUUUUGGAAGAAUUUUUGGCGAGUAUAGCUAUCACUUGUGACAGCGAGCUAGCAAAGUCGAUGCGCACGGAUGAUCCCAGGAGGGAAACUGUCGUUGCUUCUGUUAGGGAGCAAGUGGCACUGGUGAAAGAAAUUCCUAAAGCACAGAUAGGCAGCGUAAGCGAUCUGCAGGAGCACCUGCGUAAGGAUGCAUUAAGUCAAAAAGAAUUGCAGAUCGAACAGUUGCGUCACGAAGUCGAGUGCAUGGGCCAAAAGCCCUCCCAAGAUCAGAGCAGUGGAACCAGACCACUCCAGGGUGAGUCAGAGGUACCUGUACGAAGUGAUCCUUCUGGAAAUUCUGACCAGUUCAAUCCGUUAUUUCAGAUGCAAUCCUCAAAGAUCUCGACGCCAUCGAACCAGAAGUCUUGCGGGACUACGCUGAAAAGCGGCUCAGGGAACAGUCACGAAACUCAACAAUCGUCGGGCACAGGUGAGGUUGAGGAGUUUUCGCUAAGUCACUCUAUUCGAACCACCCAAGAUGCAGCUUUUUUUCUGGUACCUGGCGAGUGUUUCAAAAGGUUUUUGAACUCAUUCGACAUGAAGUACCCAAAAGGGCAGUGGAAAGAGUUGAACCGUUUGCAACUUUUCCAAAGUUUCCUGAGGAAAAACGCGUUAACAGUCUUUGAAACGUUACCGAGCGAGAUACGAUCGAGCACUCUCGAUCGCGUGAUUGACGCAAUGAAAGAAAGGCUGCGCAUAGACGGAAAUAGCCAGCGGGUUAAGGCCCUAGCAGGGUUGCGUACAUUGGCUAUAAGGCCUGGACAAGCAGUAAAUGAAUUUUGUUUCGUUUUGGAAAGCUUAGCUAAUAAGGCCUACCCGGAUGUGCCCGCAGAGGCAACUUCAUUGCAAAAAGCCGAAAUUUUGUGCAGACAGCUGGCUGAACUGGAAUGGAACUCUUGCGAACAAGCUUAUGAAAAAGUGAAAGAGGCAGCACUACGUUUGGAAAGAAGUUUGAAAACAGCUGAGGAGUGUCGAAUAGCAACUAGGGCACGGUCUACUCACAAUUUCAACCAGAAGCAUGCCGUCGGGGAUAAGCAACCUGGACCGUAUUGUUGGGAAAGGGUGCGCAAGGAAAUUGCGAAUAUAGGCACAGAUAAGCCACGCAAACUUCCAUUGAGCAACAAACCAGAAACUACCCCGCCGUACCAGCAGAGAAGAAGAGACCAUGGCCCACCAAGGACUGCAGCAUUCCAUCAAUCAGGCAACAUCACGCUCUCCCAAGAGAAGAUCCCAAUCAAAAGUCUAGAUAGGAAGAACCGGCAUCGAGUAGUGAGCGAAUGGUUUGGCCAAAAGCCGCUGGUCGAUAUAAUAAUUUGCGGAAUAAAAGUAGCCGCUCUUUUAGAUACGGGUCCGCAAACAACCAUCAUAUUAGUUAAAUUGCUGAAGAGAGCUGUAAAUAUGAAAGUAAACUUGGGUGAGUAUAUCGAACAUGUGCCAGGACCCAAGGUGAAUGUGCGGGAUGCUUCAGGGAAUGUGAUGGAAGUCUUUGAUACCAUCCGCGUAGCAAUAACACUAGGAAGCCAGCUAGAAUUUGUGUCAGUCUAUGUAGGGGAAGGUUCAGACGAAGUGGUGAUUCUAGGUACGAAUGCCCUUUAUAUGUUCAAACUCAGGGUGCUCGAGCUAAACACAGGGUCUUUGUCUCGCCACGAGCCACGUGCCUUAACGCUAACCUAUGAGAGUGCUAGAGCUGCAGAUGUGUCACUUCUUCGCUCCUAUCCCGCAAUACCAGAUGGGUUAUGCUAUAAAGCUUCUGGAGGUGAAAUGAGCACACCUGUAAUCAACAAUUCAGAUCAAGGUAUGGUGUUCAAAAAAGGAGAAGUGAUAGGAGAAUGGGAACAAAAUGAGUGGAUCAGGCCAAAACACAUCGAACCGGACAGGAACAUGCUAGAUUCUAACAGACUGUGCGAGUUUGCUUCUAUCAGUGAUGGGAUCGAAGUAAUAGCUGAGAUAAUCCACAACGAAACGUCCUACUCUGUGCUGCUUUAG